Molecule: messenger RNA, 4115 nt
Organism: Oreochromis niloticus (Nile tilapia)
Lineage: Eukaryota; Metazoa; Chordata; Actinopteri; Cichliformes; Cichlidae
Product: serine/threonine-protein kinase NIM1
Exons: 3
Coding region: 1390-2808 (472 amino acids)
Biological process (GO): microtubule cytoskeleton organization; protein phosphorylation; intracellular signal transduction
Cellular component (GO): cytoplasm
Molecular function (GO): ATP binding; tau-protein kinase activity
Source: RefSeq, a predicted model, not a curated record
UGUAGCCUUGGUGAUUAGUAAGAUUUAGAAAACCCAUAUUUGGAUGAUUUAAAAUUUUAUUCUAUUUCAGAAGUGCCAGAUUGGCAACUGAAUAUAGCUCCACUCUUAUAUGGGAAUUUUCCACAAAAGAUGAUUCAAAGCUACUCAUUAAAUCUCAUUCAUUGCUAUUAUUUUUCACAGUGACUACAUCGCUCCAGUCAUACAAGCAGUUACAUUUACAGGUAGAUUUAACAAGAAUAAUAGAAAAGCUGUUUCACAUGGAUCCAAAUGCUGAUAAUAAUCAUCUGCCUGCUCAGUUUCAUACGCAGUGUGGAAGUGUAAUCCUAAUUUGGCAGCUCUGUUCAUUCUUGUUCUGCCAGUCUAGUCUUCAUUAGCAUCCUAUAAAUAGCUGUCUGCAAGCUAAAUGGCUCUAAUUCUCCAUCUAAAAAACCCAAGUAAUCCUCGGCUAUAUUUGAUCGACAAAGUCCAAGAGGAGGAAAAACAUAAUCGCACUGUAAUGUUUAAUAUUUGUUUAUUAUUAUUGGUAAUAGUUGACUGGCUGGUUCAUUUUGCUCACAGUCAUUUUUGAGAGGUUAUGCGUGCUCUCCAAGAUGCCCACACAGGAUUCAAGUAGCCAGUCUGGCACCUGACCUGACUGUCGGGUCAGAUUUGAGACUCUAUGCAAUGCUCAGACUGUACUGCACAAUUUCCUGUAAAAACAAAAGAAACACCGUACGAGGCAAUCGUUCGAGCCAAACCAUUGUUCUGUUUGAGAGAAAUUUGUACACUAUCAAAAAAAAAAAAUUAAAUUAACAUGCUGAUUCUUAAGAACUGCGUCCAAAAAAUGAAAACUUCAAUUCCCAGAGCAGAAAAAACAGGAACGGUCAACAUCCUGCUUUUGUCCAUUAAAAAUGAAAACGGACAUAUUGAAAUCCAUUUACCAUGAUCCAGAAAUCAUGUUUCCUGCAUAGUAAUCACAACACUAACCCCGCAGAGGUGCGGUGUUGAAAGUAUUUUCAGAAACGGUGUGAGUGGAAGCUCUAACCAGGAGAAGAGAUUCAGUUUUAUUCAUUUCAGAUUAUACUUUGUUUUUGUUCUCCUAAAGCAAAAGAAUAUAACAUUAGCAGAUGAGUGAUAGCAAAAUAAAUUAAAAUCCAGUUUGCCACAUUCUUGUCCAUCAUAGCAUCAUUUUCAAUAAUAUCCACUGACAGUUUAAAAGUGCAGAUAGAAACUAGGGUUAAAUUUAGGCAGAAUACAGCCUGACGUUUUGACUUAUGUGGGAUGUACAGUUACAUACCAAGUAAGUUGGCAUUGAGGUCAAUCUUAUUAUCCAUGUCCCAUACAGCUCUACUUACACAACUUGUGUGCGCACUGAGUUUUGCACACACAAAGGUGUUUGUCUAAGAAGCGAUGUCGUCUCGGUCUAAAGGAAAUCCUAAUAUUUCUGCUAUUUCACACAGCACUGCUGCAACAUUUUCACACUAUUUUUGCUUUUACUUCCAAGCCAUCAAAAUGCGUCUGUGGCCGAAACAGAAAACAAGCAAAAAAUCCAAAGAUGACUCUCCGAAGACGCAAAAACCAGCCAAGCCCCUGGCUUCUGCUGCCACGUGUGCCAUCCCGCAGCUGACUGACGCAGAGAGGAUGAAGCAGUCUCCGUUUGAGAGGAUCGUCUAUGACAUGACCCACAACGAGAAGAUCGUCAAUGACCUCGUGCUCGGUAGAAGGGUCGGCUUUUACGAGCUGCGUGGAGAAAUCGGGCAAGGCAACUUCUCUACAGUUAGGCUGGGCAUCCAUGCCUUGACGAAAGAGAGAGUAGCUGUUAAAAUCAUGGACAAGCUGCAUCUGGAUAAGAAGAAACAGCCUCUGACUUCCUCAGAGAUCAGCUGCAUGGAGAAGCUGUGCCACCCCAACAUAGUGCGCCUUUAUGAGGUGAUGGAGACGAGCCGGAAGCUGUAUCUGGUCAUGGAGUACGGCAGCGGUGGAGACUUGUUCUCUCGAAUCACCACAAGGGGGAAGCUUAACGACCUGGAGGCCAAGCUGGUCUUUGCACAAAUCGUCUCUGCUGUUAAGCACAUGCAUGACUGCAACAUCAUCCAUCGAGACCUGAAACCAGAGAAUAUCUUCUACACCACCAGCUUUUGCAUCAAAGUCGGGGAUUUUGGCUUCAGCACAGAGAGCAGCCCUGCUGAGCUUCUCACCACUUUCUGUGGCUCUCCGCCCUACGCUGCUCCUGAACUUUAUAAGGAAAAGGGAUACUCUGGACGUUACUCAGACAUUUGGGCUUUAGGUAUUCUCUUGUACUUCAUGGCGACAGCAACGUUACCCUUUUAUGGGGAAAAUCUGGGCAGGCUGAAGCGCUGCAUCCUCCAGGGGGCUUACCGUAUCCCCUCUUAUGUGCCAGAUCCGUGCCAGCUGGUCAUCAAAAGCAUACUGCGGAUUGUGCCUGCUGAUCGCUCCUCGUUAACGCAGAUUUCAGACAGUGCUUGGCUGAAGGGGAUCGAGUUCCCUCGUCCUUAUACGCCGUUGCCGCUGUCUCCCGCUCACUUUGCACAGACAAAUCAGAUUCUGUGUGUGGAAGAGCAAGAGGUAAAGAGUUUGCUAUCCGAUCUCGGGGUCGUGGCGCUACAUUUCCAGAACAACCCCUGCUUGGACUGCAAGAAUCCACUGACGGGGGCCUACCGGAUCCUCCUCCAUCGAGUCCAGAAGAGGAGGUCGGUCGAGGCUGUGGGUUACUCUGUGCUCCAACCGGAUGAGUACGAGAGUCCGAGCAAGUGGUCUGCAGCAUCAGUUGACAAACACAAUCCUUCCACUGUCUGUGCAAUACUAUAAUGACAAAGAACUGCACUGGACUCCUUCAUUUGUGGCACCAAAGCGACUUUAUCACAUAUGUGCGCUCUCAUGCGGUCCAGGUAUUAUGUUACACACAGACUGAAGUGGCAGUGGAUGUGGAGGUCAGAGUGGACAGUUGCUUUUCCACGUUGUAAGUCAAUUACAGCUCAUAGACCAGGACAUGCCUGUGAUUACAUCACCAACGGCAAGAUUACUGACGCAAAACACCUAUCAAUCACUGAAUGGCUGUCAGCAUCUUCCAAUCCUUCUUAGUCAGGACAUAAAUCUGACCUAAUCCAGGUAAGCCUAAUGAGAGAGCCACAAGGGAACAUGCUUGGCCCAACAGAUUGUAAAAAAGAAACUGUGUCUAAGGAGAAAAUACAAGAAAAAGAGAGAAAACGAAAAAUAAAUUGUAAAAUUAGCCUACCACAUUUGCAUUACAGCAAAUGCCUCAAAUGCCUUCAUUGGGUAUGCAUGUGACGUAAAAGUGAUUAUAAAUGCAGUUCAUGUUGUUCACUAAGGAGGAGAGUCAAGAGCACAAUGAAUGUUGAGAGUUUACCUUGGUGUUAUUAUAUUUUUUUUUCAUAUCUUUGUAAAUUAUUCUCAUGUUUGCUCACGUUUUAAAGCAAUGUUUUCAUAAAUCCUCCAGGGAUGCUGCCCUGAGCUUAAAGCCAUGCUGUAUCAGUAAUUCUAGCAAAGACUAAGGCCAGAUUGAUUAAACAGAAUAAAGUUAUUUUCAAACAGUAAUUUAAAACUGUUUCCCCUCUAAUCUCCUCAUCUGGACAUCCUCCCCUGAUUCUUUCCUUCCAGCAGGAGGCAUGUUAUCACAGGACGAUGUGAUUGUCUCGUUCUGCUGCAUGCAAGACUCCAGAUUUAUAUUGUUAAAAAAGCAAUUUCUACUGGGAUGCAAAAUGAGAUUGUCUUUAUUUGUAGGCCUUGAAAUUCGAUAAAUCCUCGACUCUCGAGCCAGUUCUCAGGAACUGACUUUGGAGUCAAUUCAAGCACUUUCGGGAAAUCAAGUUUAUGAAAAAUGAAAGUGUGAACUGUGAACAUAACGUGUCAUUUCACCCCAAGUGCAUAUAAAAAAGAACUGGCUCUCUCUCCAGUUAAUGGUGGUUCAUUUUCCCAUCACUUGCACUUCUCCCCGAGGGCACAGCAGUCUCUUUAAACCAGGUAUAGCUCUGGGACCAGUAACAUUACAACUUGACGUCAGUCCUGUCAUUGACUGCACACACCUGCUCUGUUUCUGAUGGGUAUUUGGCACUAUCAUAAGCUUUAUAUUUUGCAAUAAAAUUUUUAGCCCUCAA